UACAUUUACAUCCUGACUGAUAGACACAAAUACUAGCUAUACGAUCGCCAAUAUCCUCUCCACCACUCCGAUGGUCUCACUGCGCUCUGUGUCAAGCCUAUAGCCACUUAGCAGGAGUAGACAAGAGCGUAAUAAAACAACUAACAAGUGUCAAGUGUCAACCUGCGAUCACGUCUUCCAGAUCUCCAGCAUCUCGACUUCGUUCCAACAAAGGAGCAUAUUAUCAGUGAUUGGGCGAUUUAUGACUGUAAAGAACUAGAACCAUUUCAGGUGUUGAAGUAAGGACAAACAAAGAGCAAAAGGAUACGAUCUGACAGUCCGCGUGGGCGAAACAAAGGAACGACCCCAAUUCGUAUUCCUACAGUUCAAUUUCUAUCACAAAGGAGGCUGAUUCAUGAGCAUGCCUUCUUAUAACGCAUCGACGUAUGCGUCCGAAACGGAGACGCUCUUACCCCGCUCCCCGCCUUCUCCCCGUUUUCCCACUUCUUCAGACCAGUACGCCGAUGAUGACCAUGAUCUUCCCGUCCAAAUUGACAGCUUUCUUCGCAAUGUCAAGAUAUGUAAAUCGGCUCUUGGGGCAUCCCUGUUAGGCACCUUCGCGAUGGAAGUAUGGCACUUGUCUAUGUCUGCAGCGGAGGUAGGACAUCGAAGGCGUAGUGAAACUCAACAGAAAGCUGUAGAAGCCAGUAUGUGGGCGGACAUAUUGGGAACAACAAUCAUUUGCUUCUUAUCGAUCCUCUACCUCGCAUCACUCUUGAAACCCAUAACCGUCCCCUCUGUUUCCCUUUCCCCAAAAAUUCAAAACUCCUCCCUCCACCGUUCCCUCUGUACUACUACUUUCACCUCCAUCCUCUUCCUCCUCAUCGCCCACUCUUCUCCGGGUGUAGCCUACACUGUAUGGACCCAUCUCUCAUCGCCAAGGUUGGACGAUCCAAUGGCAGAAGGAGUAUACCACCUCCGUAUGGUGGGAUUGAUCUUGGUCCUCUCAAGCGUGGGAUUUAUGCGUCGGGGUCCAAAGAUGUACUUCCCUCCACCGAGAUUAGGGACAGGAUUCGGGUUGAAUAGGGAGCCCGAAUGGGAGAGUAAGAAGAAGAAUGGACAUGACAUUGGUGAAUAUGGGGAAGAUGGAUAUCAAAAUGGUGAUGAGGACAGGAGAAAGGGGGUGGUUAUCAAAUUGACGCCUGCACAAGAGAUUGAUGAUCCCCUGACCUCCGCAGCGUCGGCCAUUACCAUCGAACGGCAACGACUACCCCCCAAAGUUCCUGAAGAGCCAAAAUCUAAUGUAUUCGAUUACAACAACUCUUCAAUGAUUAACUUUGUCCUCCUUACCUAUAUUGCUCCCCUCGCCAUCCGUUCUGCACAUGUAGCAAGUCUUCAUCAAUCCGAUCUUCCUAUUCUUGAAGAUGAGACGAGAAAUAGUGGGGUGUACGAGACAGCGUUUGCAUCCAACUCUGCUUCGCACACGAAGAUAAUUGGAUUGAAACGGAUGGUGGGAUCAAAAACGACCACGAGCUGGCAACUCGUCAAAACACUUUGGGCCGGCAGGGGUUGGACUGUGUUCAUCUCUUUUGUACUCGAAACUACCCGCAAUCUCAUUAGCUUCAUCCAAAUCGCCGCCUUACACGAAAUCAUCCAGUCAUUCAAUCAAUCUCCAGGAGAGGACAAGAGCUAUGCGUACUUGAUGUGUUGGGCAAUGUUCUUCGGCCAGACGGUAGAGGUCUUGUUGGCAGCUUACUGUUGUGUACGAGAGAAUUAUAUGCUCCAUAUUCCUGUACGAAUGAGCAUCAGCUCCAUUAUCCUUGCCAAAAUUCUGCGUACAACCGAUGCUAAAGCCCUCGAAGCGCACAACACGAUCGAUUCUAACUCCGAUGACGGGCAUGUGCGAAAAGGUACAAAAGAGAAGAAGACAAGCGGAGCGCAAGGACGAAGUCAGGUGAUGAACCUGCUCACGAUUGAUACGAACACUGUCGCUUCGCUGGCUACGCAUACAUGGGGCUUUACCAACGGUAUCACUACAUUAAUUAUCGGAGCCGGUAUGUUGUAUGGAAUGUUGGGUGUCAGCGCCUUUGUGGGUAUAGCGUGCGUACCGCUCAGUACGCCUCUAACGUGGCUAGUCGCCAAGCUGAUCUAUCGUUGUGAUAUUGAGUGGGCCAGGGCUCGGGAUGCUAGGACAGGGGCUUUGAAAGAGUUUUUACUAGGCAUCAAGGUCAUCAAGUUGAAUGCCUUUGAACCUUAUUUUAUGCAUCGGAUCUCGAAGCUACGGGCUCACGAAGUCAAAUGGCAGCGAUGGCGCUUCACUCUCGGCACAGCAUUCAACGUCCUAGCGGACCAACUCCCCAUUCUCUCCAUCCUCAUCACCUUUGCAUUCCAUACUAAGAUCAUGGGGCGCCCGCUUGAUGCACCUACCGCUUUCGUAGCACUUAACAUCUUCAAUCGCGUCAAAGACGGCCUCCAAACAUUCCCCCAGAUCAUCCAAACAUUUCUCUCGUGCAAAGUAUCCCUCGACCGUCUAUCACGCUAUCUUUCGCAACCGGAGAUUGAUGAUGACCGCUGGGAAAGCAUUUCAAGGAGAAUUAUCUGCCGAGAUGCCACGAUUACUUGGCCUAUAGGGGAAGGUAUUGAUAAGGGAGAUACAGGAAGGUUCAAGCUUGAAGGCCUGGAUCUGAAGGUACCGGAAGGAAGGUUGAGUUUACUUUGUGGACCGCUUGGUUCGGGAAAGACUUUGUUGCUCCGAGCUUUCUUGGGUGAGGCGAAGGUCGAAAAGGGCUCCGUCCUUGCGCCCAAAAGUCUUCCCGAUGCUACUCCCAUCCUUCUUGACAAUGAGAUUGAAGCAGCCGUUCACUGGACGGCUCAACACUGGCUCAAUGACUCCAUAGCGUAUGCCCCUCAACAGAGUUUCAUCCGACAUGGUACUCUUCGCGAUAAUAUUCUUUUUGGACAGCCGAUGUGGAGAGAGAGGUAUCAGGAAGUGCUGAGACAGGCUGCGCUUUUGCAGGAUCUAGAGAUCUUGGAGGAUGGUGACAUGACAGAAGUGGGAGAGAACGGGGUGACGCUGAGUGGUGGUCAGAAAGCAAGAGUCAACCUUGCGCGCUGCAUCUACUCCCGCGCUUCAACCAUCUACCUUGACGACAUUCUCUCCGCUGUUGACGCCCAUACUGCCCAAUUCAUCUAUCAAGAAUGUCUUCAAGGUAGUCUGCUCAAGAACCGAACAGUUGUUCUCGUCACCCACCAUGUGCGCCUGGUUUUGCCCGCCGUCAGCUACGUCAUUUCUCUCAAUACGGAAGGACGAAUCGAUCAAGCGUGUUCUCCUUCUCAAAUCGAUCUUAACACCUUAUCGGAAUCUGCCCCAAAGUCUCCCAUCAAUAGUGAAGACAUAACGCCGGCUGCUCAACUCGAGAAAAAGCGGCUCAUCAACGUCGGCGCCCUCGACGCUAAAACUACGCGUAAACUAUACCAAGAAGAGCAAAGAGCUGUUGGUCGGGUCUCCGGUAGCCAUUACUUCCUCAUUUUCCGUGCAGCGGGCGGAAUGUGGUACUGGCUCAUUCUUGCCAUACUAUACGGUGGUCAUCGAGCUCUUACGAUGUUAAGGAUCUUCUGGCUCGAACAUUGGUCAGCCAACCCUAGCCCUGAACACCUCAAUUACAACCUUAUUGUUUACGCAGCCAUCGUCAGCUUUGGGAUCGUGACAGGCGCUUUCAGGUGGAUAUGGCUUUAUGGGAUUAGUAACGUUGGGUUCUACUCAAGAGGCAAUAGACGUGUACAUGACCUGAUCAUGGCAAGAUUAUUCUCUGCCCCGCUGCAAUUUUUUGAGAAAACCCCACAAGGGAGGCUGCUGAAUGUUUUUGGCCAAGAUAUGUGGAGACUUGAUUGUAAUGUGGCGGACGAUUUUGGAAGAACAAUCAUGGCUAGUCUUGCGAUUGUAACCUCUGCGGCUGUUGUCUUUUUCAAGGAACCCCUUGUCACCAUUAUCGCUGUUGCAUUUGGGAUACCUUUAUUCUGGUUCAGUGGACAUCUCAACAAAUUGCGAUCAGAUAUACGCCGACUUACAGCUACUGCAAGUUCACCACUCUACUCACUUUACAAUGAAGCCAUCGAUGGGAUUGUUAUGAUUAGAGCAUUUGGCCAGGAUAAACUCAUGAUGGCGACAAUGAAGGUGCUAAACAAUCGGGAGCGGACAACUUACCUGGCGGACUGGACCGUAUACAACUGGGUCUCAGCUUUCAUUCGAAUUCUCACUAAUGUGGUCAUUACUGCCACUUCCUUUGUCUUGAUUGAGAGAAAUAUUUCCCCCUCGCAAGCUGGUCUCAUUUUGAAUUUUGCUUUGACAGUUUCCGGUAGUCUUUUUGGUUUGAUGGAGCAGUACAGUCACCUCGAACAGACAUUUGUCAGUGCAGAACGUAUAAACCAAUAUAUCACUAUGUCGGAACAUGAGUCUGAAGAGGGAGUAUGUCCGCCUCCUGAAUGGCCUCAACAAGGAAGGAUAGAUGUGAGAAAACUGAGUGUGAGAUACGCUCCGGACCUUCCGCAAGUGUUGAAAAACGUUUCCUUCACGGUCGAGCCUGGUAUGCAUGUCGGUCUGGUAGGAGCUACCGGUUCUGGUAAAUCUACUUUGGCUUUGAGUCUGUUCCGCGCUAUCGAGUAUAUGCAAGGAGAGAUCAUGAUUGAUGGUGUCGACGUCUCGAGUCUCAUCCUUUCCGAAUUGCGAGGUCGAUUGAAUAUGGUGGCGCAAGAUGGAAUGUUGUGCUCUGGUACUCUCAGAGAAGCGCUAGAUGUUACGGGAGGAAGAAGCGAUCAAGAUAUAUUCGACGCUCUUCGCAAAGUGCAUCUCAUCUCUAAUGAAAUGUCACAAGAAGAGUUAGAUGAGAACCCAUUUGCGAAUCUGGAAACAUAUGUGGCUAUCGAAGGAACGAACUUCAGUCAGGGACAGCGCCAACUUCUCUGCUUAGCGCGAGCGUUGCUCAAGCAGUCGAAGAUCUUGGUUAUGGAUGAAGCGACAUCGUCCGUUGACUUUGAGACGGAUUCUAAGAUCACUGCAAUGAUCAAGGAAUGUUUUAGGGGCACUACAAUGCUUGUCAUCGCUCAUCGUCUGGCGACGAUUAUGCAGUACGAUAUGGUACUGGUAUUGGAUCAGGGUCAAAUUAUAGAGUCUGGUAAACCUCAAGAGCUCAUACAUAACAAUCAGUCUGUGUUCUAUGGCCUCUGCAUGGCACAAGGUAAAGAAGAAUAUGCGACCUUGUGUAAGAUAGCUGCGAUUACUGCAUAGAUUGUAGAACCAUAGAUUUUGUUAUUAUCAUACGUAUCUAGACCAUUACAAGCGG
This is a messenger RNA of Cryptococcus deneoformans JEC21, 5318 nucleotides long. Its product is annotated as ATP-dependent bile acid transporter, putative. The coding region runs from base 395 to 5263 and encodes 1622 amino acids. The record is from RefSeq and is a predicted model, not a curated record. Gene Ontology annotation, biological process: transmembrane transport. NCBI's taxonomy places the organism in Eukaryota, Fungi, Basidiomycota, Tremellomycetes, Tremellales, Cryptococcaceae. Gene Ontology annotation, cellular component: fungal-type vacuole; fungal-type vacuole membrane. Gene Ontology annotation, molecular function: ATP hydrolysis activity; ABC-type peptide transporter activity; ATP binding. The transcript is spliced from 29 exons.